Molecule: messenger RNA, 2061 nt
Organism: Ornithodoros turicata
Lineage: Eukaryota; Metazoa; Arthropoda; Arachnida; Ixodida; Argasidae
Product: protein C10-like
Exons: 3
Coding region: 3-356 (117 amino acids)
Biological process (GO): post-embryonic development
Source: RefSeq, a predicted model, not a curated record
ACAUGUCGGGAACUUGCUUGAAAGAUGCUUUGAGCCCUCAGAAGGCAAAGGGGGCCCUUGAAGAUAUCUUGAAUGCAUUUGAUCAGCCGGAAAAUUACGCUCGCCUCCAAGAGGCAAAGCUCGCCGCGGGAAAUGACAUGCUGAAACACAUGCAGAUUGUGUUUCCUUUGGUGACACAAAUUGAGAUGGAAGUUAUCGAAAACUACGGUUUUGCUCCUGACGGUGAAGGUGUACUGCAGUUUUCCCAAGCCAUCAGGCACCUUGAGAGAGAGCAUCCAGACAUCGCAAGGCUGAAUGCAGUACUACGGUCACAAUUCAUUCCUCCCAUGGUGCCACCUCCUUUACCAGACAACUGAAUAAGCUAUCAAAAUGCUGUAACACUUGACAUUACAUCCUGAGGGAAACAGCCACUCAGUGACAUUUUGGCAUAAUCCCACAGGACAUCUGCAUAGGCUGAAAUGUGGUAUUAAGCUCACAUGUCCUGCAGGCCUCACAGCUGCAUGCAAUAUCUUGGCAGCAAUAGGUCAGUUUAGAUCAUCCAUUGACAUGUCAUAGACAGAUUGAACAUUAUGAGAACAGCCUCUAAGUUCAUUGGAUUUUACUUUCUUUACCCUUACUAUUGAUGUCAUUCAAAAAUGGCAUAUGUGGCUAGCAUCAGCAGGUCAAUGCAAUAGGCAAACGAUGCAGUGCACAGUAGAGCCUUACAGAAUACUCUCAAGUGGUGUGUUGCGAGUUAAAUGUGCCAACCUUAAAGCAAUCCAAACUAUACAAGGCUUAACAAAGUUAGUUAGACUUAAAUGGCAAACUAAUUUGGUUAACCACGACACUGUGGGUUACAAACAAGAUUUUUCAGGGUACUGUAUAAGCAGUAAUUUUCGCGAGGACCUAUUUUUCGCGAAUUUGAAGUCCCGCAAAAUAUUUGAACCAAUGACAGAAAAAUAUGUGAAGUAAAUAUAUAAGAAAUUUGACCCAGGACGUGGACGCAACUUAUGUACACGGGGUUUCGUAUGCUAUUACACUGCAUUUUUUCGCAAAGUGCUCUGUUCACCGUUGCAAAUGGAGACAAUAGUCCCGCCUUCACGUACGAAUCCCGCAGAGAUGUAGGCGUCCCGUGAUUCCAAUUGCUUGUAAGCCUGGAUCAUCCAGCAAGCGUGUAUACACUCUGCCACGCGCAGAGUAAUUGUAUUUGUAAAAGUUGUCGCAUCACUAUCGAGCGCCAAUCGCACCUGCUCGAUGCGAUGACAAGAAUGACGGGAGACAGGGCAGUUCGGGCAGUGGCAUAGAUACGAGCCGAGUAGGACCCUUAAUCGCGGCCCUUUCAGUCAGAAGUGCUCAAAAGAAAGACAAACUGAGCGAGUUGCCCAGUUGUGAUACCUUUUAUUAGCUUCUUCCAGGAAGUUCAAGGUGGAGGGCCCCGGUCGACGCACCGCGGUACCGCGAAUUUAAGGUUCUGCGAAUAAUUGUCUGAUCCUGGCUUCUCACAAAUUCGCGAAUUAUUGAGCCCGCGAAUUUAACCACUUAUACAGUAUUCUUCCUUUCAGUCAGUUUGAGGGGUUUAGCAGAGUCCACUAGCCAGCGUGUUGUUCUCUUGGAGACAUUGUGUUUCGCGGAUAUCUUCAAAUAAAAACUUCAGACCCCAUGCAGUCGAACAUCACUGAGGCCCUCUGCUUGUCAAUGAACAACAUUCUGUUUUGUUAUUGCACAAUGCCCGUACAGAAUGCGUCCAUUCACCUGUCAACGCACCACUCGUUUGCAUCGUGUUUCGCAACAAUGCACGAUUGAUGCUGAUGUGAAGGACGUGCUUGAUGUCACGUACGCAGCCUUCAGAAGGACAGAAAUGUGAAGUGUUUUGCAGCUUCAACAGUAUGAUGUUUGUAACCUUUCAGCAGGACUGAAUAUUUAUUUUCUAGUAAUUGAAGGUUGCCCAGAAUGGCUGUUUCUAGAUCAAAUAACGAUGUUGCUUAAAUGUGAGAGCAGCGAUUGUUAGUCAUGCAAUAAUAUCAAACGCAAUGUGUCAUAGCAAGCACUCAAUUCAGCUUGAAUAAAAAUGUUUGAAAUUUC